This is a messenger RNA of Gamsiella multidivaricata, 1461 nucleotides long. Its product is annotated as kinase-like domain-containing protein. The record is from RefSeq and is a predicted model, not a curated record. Gene Ontology annotation, molecular function: protein serine/threonine kinase activity; ATP binding. Gene Ontology annotation, biological process: protein phosphorylation; intracellular signal transduction; intracellular monoatomic cation homeostasis. The transcript has 4 exons. The coding region runs from base 1 to 1461 and encodes 486 amino acids. Lineage: Eukaryota; Fungi; Mortierellomycota; Mortierellomycetes; Mortierellales; Mortierellaceae.
AUGAUUGAAAGCAAGAUUCGGUUUGAGAAACUGCCCAAUGGCAGCCAUCGGCAUCAUCUAUCUGCCCCAAAGAGACAACAGUUUCUGUCGAACCAAGUCAGACGCCUACGAGAGCUCCUGGAUGGCAAGCGAGACCAUAGUAUGAAGGAGGACCAUGGAGUCGGUGCAAUGCCACAUCCACCUCCUCACCAGCCCUCAGGUUCAAGUCCAAGUUCAGGAAGGCCUCACCAACUUAAACCCGAAGUCCUCGAACAUCCACUAUCACUCCUGAACGAAAAGUACCAUGACCUCGAUACAGACCAGAUCGUCAGCCUCCAUACCAGUGUUCGGAGGCGAUCGUCCGUCAAAGAGGACUUUGUGCAGAAAUAUGGCGAACUGCAGCAGGUCGUUGGGAAAGGCGCGUUUGGCACCGUGAGGCUGUCCAUCAAACGAAACCAAGAAACUGGGGAGGAGCAUGUCUAUGCUGUCAAGGAAUUCAAAUACACCCAUGGCGAGUCCCUAAAGCUCUACAUGCGCCGUCUGACAAGCGAGUUCUGUAUUGCCUCCUCGCUCAAACACACCAACGUGAUUAAGACUAUGGACCUGCUACAGAUUCACGGAGACACCUACAGCGAAGUCAUGGAGUACUGUGCGGGCGGUGAUAUGCACAGUCUGAUUGCCUCUGCCAACACACUGGGCGAAGCCGAGUCCAACUGUUUUUUUUCGCAGCUGGUUUAUGGUGUGGCGUUCUUGCACUCGAUGGGCGUCGUCCACCGGGAUCUCAAACCAGAGAAUUUACUCUUGACGUCCGAUGGUUGUAUCAAGAUUGCGGAUUUCGGGAACAGUGAAGUGUUUAGGAUGCCUUGGGAGAAGAAGGUCCGGUCAUCGGCCUCCAUUCGAGGCACUGGACCGUUUAUUGCGCCCGAGGAAUUCACGAACAAGACGUUCGAUGCUCGCAAGGUGGAUAUGUGGGCUUGUGGAAUUAUCUACAUGUGCAUGCGACUCGGUCGCUAUACAUGGCACGAAGCUUCGGAUGGCGACCCCGUUUGGGGUGGAUUUCUUUACAAACGUGAGCGGCUAUUGGAGUCGCACAACCUUGACCCCACUGAGCAUGUGCCUCCACAUAUCAACCUGACAGCGCUGGAGCAAGCCUCCCACAUUUCGCUCUCCUGGCCGACACAUAUCGCCAACGUGGUUGAAAAUCUGUUGGAGCCAGACACUAGGAAGCGAUGGCAGGCAACCCAUGUCCUCGACAGCGAGUGGUUCAAACAGAUUGACAACUGCCACCCAACUGCACGCCCACCUGAUCAGAAGUUGGAUGAGAGCGAUUUCGAACCCGCAGCCCCUAGUCAGCGUGUGGGGUCCAAGGUUAUUGCCGAGGACGCUUCAGUGACGGGGUGCAAGAUCGUCAAGGAGGUCCGGGUUGGACGCGUAAUUAUAGACAACCAUAGAGUCGACUCGGCCGUAUCGCCUGCUUCAUAA